This is a messenger RNA of Arachis duranensis, 1086 nucleotides long. Its product is annotated as VQ motif-containing protein 31-like. Lineage: Eukaryota; Viridiplantae; Streptophyta; Magnoliopsida; Fabales; Fabaceae. The record is from RefSeq and is a predicted model, not a curated record. The transcript has 3 exons. Bases 356 to 979 code for a protein of 207 amino acids.
CCGAGAGAUUACAACUAGUUGAUGUGGCAAAGCCAAAUGGUUAAGACUACUUUUUGAGGUCAGAGAUUCUUUGUCCUCACUGGCUCCUCAUUCUUGUAACAGAAAAUCGUUAACUUACACUCACUUUCUAAUAGGCCUCUCUCUUUGACAAUCUUUUAUUCAUCUCCUGAUUUUCCUUUUCUCGACCCAAUUUUUUCUUUCGUGGGUCGUAAGAUAUCAGAAAAGGAGGAUCAGGAGCAGCGUAACCUUUACUAUCAUCAUAUUCAGCACACUUUAUUAGUUACUUGAGGGUCAAGUCCAGCCCCAAGGCAUUAAAAAGGUCAAAGAGAAGCAGAAUAUUUAUUGCAGGCUGGGAAUGGAGUCCUUAAACCGAACCAUGACGACAAUGGAGAAACCACCGAUCCCCAGCUCAUCAUCAGCAGAUUGCAAACCACUAACCACAUUCGUUCAAACAAACACAGACGCAUUCAGGGAAGUAGUGCAGCGACUGACGGGUCCAUCAUCUAUGGCGGUAGAAGGCAUGGCAUCAAAAGAAGGAGGAGGCACGAAGAAGAACUCGAGCAAGCUCCAUGAGAGAAGGAAAUACAUGAAGCCAAAGGUUGAGAUUGUUAAGAGUAGUAGUGUGCAUUGUAAAUCAGGGGCGUGUUCGCCUUCGGUUUCAAGAAGCUCUAGCUACCCUGCUAGUCCUGUUUCAGGGAGCUUCCCGGCAAGCCCUCUCACACCUUCGACGAUCUUCUCCAAGUUGAGCAUUCUAGAAGAUGACAAGAAAGAUGAUCUUGAUUUAGAUCUUAAUAUUGCAGUGCCGUCUGAGCCGAAUAUGAUAAGCACAGAGGAACAAGAAGAAGAUGAAGAAGAAGAAGAAGAGAGAGCUAUCAGAGAGAGGCGAUUUUAUUUGCAUCCAUCGCCUCGUCCCAAACCUGGAUUUUCUGAACCUGAACUUCUGCCUUUGUUUCCCAUGGCAUCCACUGAGAAAGUGUAGUCUUCAUCGUCAUCAUCAUUUGUAACUAUAUUAUUGUUACAUGAUAUAUAUGCAACGCAUUUGUAAUGUCAAAUAUUCCUCCUUCUGUUAUCCUUUUCUCUGCUAAU